This is a messenger RNA of Carassius gibelio (silver crucian carp), 802 nucleotides long. RefSeq lists its product as uncharacterized. The record is from RefSeq and is a predicted model, not a curated record. Bases 1 to 621 code for a protein of 206 amino acids. Lineage: Eukaryota; Metazoa; Chordata; Actinopteri; Cypriniformes; Cyprinidae. The transcript is spliced from 3 exons.
AUGUGCACCUCAUCUGAGUCAGUGCCCAAGAGCGCUGUAUAUGAGACAGAAGCGGCUGCGUGGCUGGAUAACAUCAGCUUCUGCAGCGGCUUCUGUCAGUGGAUCGACGAAGAGUUGAGCGUCGAUUCACUGCCAGCUGAGUCCCAGCAGCCUGUGCAGUCAACAAGCGCUUCACAAGCAGAAGCAGAAGCAGAAGCAGAAGCAGAAGCAGUGAGUGCACAGCCUUCUGCUGAGAAAAGCCCAACAGAUACUGUAUGUGGUCUAAUACUUUCCUCUUUGGUUUUCUUCAAUGAAGAAGUUCCAUCUCGAGGCAACAGGAGAAGCAGAAUCCAUGCCUUCUUCAAGAGAGCAUGGAAGGCUGUUAAGAAGCCGUUCCUCCGUUGCAGACGGACAAGAGUGGAGUCCAGUCCUGAAACAGCAUCUGUCCCGGGACCGUCUGGGCUCCAGAACGUGCCUGACACCGAGCCGGCAUCUGCCUCAGGUCUUCCCAAUUGGGAGCCAAUGACCGAACCUAUGUACAGUUUAUACACACUGCAGGGAUUGAUUGGAAACGGAAGUUUCGGCAAGGUGUUCAAGGCAAUACGGAAAUCUGACGGCCAAGAGGUAACACGCUUUCACUGAACAUUAUCCUCAUGUCCACUCCAUCCAAAUGCAUGUUUAAAAUAAAAUACAUACUGAAGAAUCUGAGAACAAUAAAUAAUAAUUCUGUCUUUCAUCUCUUUGCAGGUUGCCAUUAAAGGACUGUGCAAAUUCAACAACAGGCGUUAUCUUAAAAUUGUAAGUUGGCAAAGAUGAAAGAAUC